Molecule: messenger RNA, 2169 nt
Organism: Cyclospora cayetanensis
Lineage: Eukaryota; Apicomplexa; Conoidasida; Eucoccidiorida; Eimeriidae
Product: serine-rich adhesin for platelets
Exons: 2
Coding region: 1-2169 (722 amino acids)
Source: RefSeq, a predicted model, not a curated record
AUGUUACCUCUCGGCCUGGACGCGCUAGAUCAGCAAGCUGCUGCUCUCUGGAAGACUCUCGAUGAGCUAGCACAACAGGACCCCCUGCAAUACCGAGCUUUUAUUCAGCAGCAGCUGCAGCUGCAGCAGCAGGUGCAGCAGAUCGAACAGCAGCCAGCUAUCCAACAGCGUCGAGGUGACUCAGCAGGCGCCUCUGCUCCGCCACAAGCAGCAGUGACAGAUGCAGAAGCAGCGGAGGCAGCUCUAGUUACGCCCGAGCUUGCGGCAUUUACCCCAACGCCUGGCUUUGUCUUCAGACUCCGCAUACAUCUGUUGCAGCAGCAACAGCAGCAUGAGCUGAUUCGUGUGAUUACCGAGCCACAAGACAAAAACAGCAGCCUCAACGGCAGCAAGGGCUCUGCGGAUGUGUGGCGGCAGCUGGAUUACUUUAUCAAUGUGUGCUGCUCUACAAAUAUCAAGCCUCCUGAGCAACGCACCAGCAGCAAACUGCCUGCUACGGCUGCCGAGUGGCAAACGGCAAAGAUUACUGUCAGCAUUGGCAGUCGGAGGGUUCUGCCCCCAAAAGAAUCCAGCCUUGAUGGCAGCAAUAGCAGUAAUAGCAGCAAUAGUAGUAGUAGUAGUAGCAGCAGCAGCAGAAAGAGCAGCCACAGGUCCAGCGAGCUGCUUAAUGCUGGUACAGAUAACUCGCGCUUAUCUCCCUUGCUGGCCGUGGUCGGCAGCAGCAGCACCAGCAGCAGCACCAGCAGCAGCACCAGCAGCAGCAGCAAUAGCAGCAAUAACAAGGGCGAUGGCAGCAGCAGCAGCAGCAGCAGCAGCAGCAGCGGCAGCAGCGCGAAUUCAGCUUGCAGCAGGGUAGUUGUGGACGUAGUGGUACACCCAGCAGCUGUGAAGGAGGCCCGUGCCAAUCCGCGUUUCAAGUGUCUCCUCAGCUCUUUGUGUUUGCAACAGUUACUUCCGCUGGAGGAGAUGUUGGCACGCCAGGAGCAUCAGCAUCAGCAUCAGCAGCAGCAGCAGCAGCAGAUAGAUGAGGUUCUGCGUCUUCCUGGGGGUAGCACUGUCUCGGUACAUGCCGCGGGGGGGGUAUCACGAGCAACAGCGAAAAGCAUAGCAGGAGCUGGGCAGAGUGCAGCAGCAGCAGCGGCUGCAUGCACAGUAACGGUGAACCCCCUACUGGAAACGUUUUCUUUCCCGAAACUUUUGUACAAGGGAUCGAAGCAGCCUCAAGAGCACUUGCCGCAAGUCGCCUGUCUCUCUCCUGCUGCACGAGCUGCUGCUGCUGCUGCUGCUAAAGAAGCUGCUGCUGCUGCUGCUGCUAAGGUGGGGUCUGCGCUUGCAGCCGCUGCAGCUGCUGAGUCUCAGUCUCAAAGGCAGGAGGUAAGUGUUCAUCUGCCAUCACGCAAGGAGGCGGAGCAGUUGCGUCAACAGCAGGAAGAGCAGCACCAUCAGACACCGCUGAGCUUCGAUCCGCUUCAAGCAUUGCGGCAACAACAACAACACCUCGAGGGGAAGCCAGCUGCCGCUGCAAAGGGGGCCUCUCUCAUCGAAGUGAUAGGCGGAGAAACUGAGGCACCAGAAUCCCCACACAAGCAAGAGCAGCAUUCGGAGCACCAACCACUUCUAAGUGCUACGACCACAAGACGGUUCCGCAGAUCAGAGGCUUCAGCAACUGUCAGCACCGAAAGCGCUAGCAGUUCCGCAGCAGCGCAUGCAGCAGUGCAUCGGCAGAUGCAGCGUGAGAAGGAUUGCCUACAGCAGCAAACGCAGAAAGAGGAACCAGACCCUCUUGCGACUACAAAGCCCAUGCUGCAGCACUGCUUUUCGCAGCUGUUGCAAGAGCAUCAGGCGCAGCUGCAGCCCGCAGCAGCAGCCAACUACACGCUAAGUUUGCACAUUUCGGAGGGGGGGGUGCCAGAGUUUCGGGUUGUUUUCGCUGCUGCAGUCGCUCCAGAUACACUGGAAAUCCUUUCUGCGUCAGACAGCUCUAGCAGCAGCAGCGGCAGCAAUGUGCUAACCGUGAAGGGGUGUUUUGCCGUCUCUGGGGAAGCCUUUGAGUUGGCGCUGCCGUGUGCCUUUGAUGCAACGCACGCUGUUGCAAAGUACAGACAAAAGAAGAGACAGCUUUCUCUCUUCUUUCCUCUUAACGGGCAAAAGCAGGAAGUCACACACUAA